Phragmites australis (common reed) is the source of this 1692-nucleotide messenger RNA. RefSeq names its product probable purple acid phosphatase 20. Bases 244 to 1572 code for a protein of 442 amino acids. The transcript has 3 exons. NCBI's taxonomy places the organism in Eukaryota, Viridiplantae, Streptophyta, Magnoliopsida, Poales, Poaceae. Gene Ontology annotation, molecular function: acid phosphatase activity; metal ion binding. The record is from RefSeq and is a predicted model, not a curated record.
UGUUUCUUCUCCAGAUAUCAAAACAUUAGCGAAGCAAACAAGUCACCCAAAGUUGACAAAAACAGCAUAUCCUAUGUCGGAUUCCUACCUGAAAAACAGCAUUAUUCAUGGUAGUUUGGUACCCCAUAAAUUUGUGAUAUCGAGUUGGCUGGCUGUGCACAGCCUUCUAUAAAUACCCGUGAAAACCCAGCCGCUCCUCUCGGCUCCACCUUAAUUUCACCUUGCAUCUUGUGAGUUGUGACCAUGGCAACGGGGAGAAGCAUGGCGCUGGCGCUCCUCGCCCUCGCCGCCUCCGCGCUGGCCAUGUGCCCCGCGUCCCUCGCCGUGACGUCGCCGUACCUGCGCCCGGCGCCGAGGGCGGCGCUCUCGUUGCUCAAGGACGACGACGCCGACGACCAGACGCCGCAGCAGUUUCAGGUGCACAUAUCAAUGGUAGGCCUUGACAAGAUGCGGAUGACUUGGAUCACCGACGGCGACGCACCGGCGGCCGUCGAGUAUGGCACGACGUCAGGGCAAUACCCGCUCUCAGCAACCGGUAACACGACGACCUACAAGUACACCCUCUACCACUCAGGGAAGAUCCACGACGCCGUCACUGGCCCGCUGCAACCCAGCACGACGUACUACUACCGGUGCAGCAAUAGCUCGUCGCACGAGUACUCCUUUCGGACGCCGCCGGCGACCCUCCCCUUCAAGUUUGUCGUCGUUGGAGACCUUGGCCAAACUGGAUGGACGGAGUCCACGCUGCAGCACAUCGCGGCCGCCGACUACGACAUGCUCCUCCUCCCCGGCGACCUGUCGUACGCCGACUCCAUCCAGACGCGGUGGGACUCGUACGGCCGCCUCGUGGAGCCGCUGGCGAGCGCGCGGCCGUGGAUGGUGACCCAGGGAAACCACGAGAUCGAGAAGCUGCCGCUCCUCGAGCCGAAGCCCUUCAAGGCCUACAACGCGCGGUGGCGCAUGCCGUACGACGCCGGCGCCUCGCCGUCGGGGGACAACCUCUACUACUCCUUCGAUGUGGCCGGCGGCGCGGUGCACGUCAUCAUGCUGGGUUCGUACACCGACUUUGCCGCCGGCAGCGCGCAGCACCGGUGGCUCCAGCGCGACCUCGCGGCGAUCGACCGUGGGAAGGCGGCGUUCGUGGUGGCGCUUGUGCACGCGCCGUGGUACAACAGCAACGAGGCGCACCAGGGGGAGGGCGACGCCAUGCGCGGCGCCAUGGAGUCCCUCCUGUACGGCGCGCGCGUGGACGCCGUGUUCGCGGGGCACGUGCACGCGUACGAGAGGUUCGCGCGCGUGUACGGCGGGAAGGAGGACCCGUGCGGGCCGGUGUACGUGACCAUCGGCGACGGCGGGAACCGGGAGGGGCUGGCGGAGAAGUACGUGGACCCGCAGCCGGCGACGUCGGUGUUCAGGGAGGCGAGCUUCGGGCACGGGCGCCUGGAGGUCGUUAACGCGACGCACGCGCUGUGGACAUGGCACCGGAACGACAAUGACCAGGCGGUGGUCGCCGACCAGGUCUGGAUUACCAGCCUCGCGUCCAAUCCGGCGUGCAACAAGAACAAAAUGUAAUCAGACCAUGUUUUACUAGCGUCUAGCGUUAGCAUGAUAUCGAUAUCUUCGUGAUUAAAUUGUUCGUGUGAUCAAGCUAAUAAAUAGUAGAUAACGGGGUUAUAGCAGAUAGUGGGCGAC